Molecule: messenger RNA, 1614 nt
Organism: Grosmannia clavigera kw1407
Lineage: Eukaryota; Fungi; Ascomycota; Sordariomycetes; Ophiostomatales; Ophiostomataceae
Product: major facilitator superfamily transporter monosaccharide
Exons: 4
Coding region: 1-1614 (537 amino acids)
Biological process (GO): transmembrane transport; carbohydrate transport
Cellular component (GO): membrane
Molecular function (GO): carbohydrate:proton symporter activity
Source: RefSeq, a predicted model, not a curated record
AUGUACACCUUUGGAUUGAAGCCCGACACAGGGGCCGGAAAGGCCUGGCCAGCCAUUGCCAUCGGCAUGUUUGUUGCCUUUGGCGGCGUUCUCUUUGGAUAUGACACCGGAACCAUCAGCGGCAUCCUGGCCAUGCGCUACUGGAUGACCUCCUUUUCGACCGGUCACAUCAACAGCAAGGGCGAGCUCGAUGUUACCACGUCCCAAUCUUCUGCCGUCGUCUCUAUCCUCUCGGCCGGCACCUUUUUUGGUGCUCUCGGCACACCCUUCAUCGCUGACUUCAUUGGUCGUCGCUGGUCUCUGAUCGUCUCUAGCUGGGUCUUCAUUCUCGGUGUCAUAUUUCAGACUGCUUCCACUGCCCUGCCCCUCUUCAUUGCUGGCCGCUUCUUUGCCGGCUUCGGGGUCGGCCUCGUGUCUGCUCUUAUCCCUCUCUACCAGGCCGAGACUGCCCCCAAGUGGAUCCGCGGCAUCAUCAUCGGUGCCUACCAGUUCGCCAUCACCAUCGGUCUGCUCUUGGCCGCUAUCCUCGACAAUGCCACUCACAACCGCAACGACACCGGAUCCUAUCGCAUCCCUGUCGCCGUCCAGUUUGCCUGGGCCAUCAUCCUCAUCGGUGGCAUGCUCUUCUUACCAGAGACCCCCCGCUAUCUCAUCCGCCGUGACAACAUCGACGGCGCCGCCCGCUCACUCUCCCGUCUGCGACUCCUGCCUCCUGAUCACCCGGCCAUCACCGCCGAACUGGCGGAGAUCCAGGCUAACCACAAGUUUGAGCUCGAGCUCGGCUCUGCCAGCUACAUCGACUGCUUCCGCGGCGACAUGCUCAAGCGCCAGCUGACCGGCAUGGGCUUGCAGGCUCUGCAGCAGCUCACCGGCAUCAACUUCAUCUUCUACUACGGCACCCAGUACUUCAAGAACUCUGGCAUCUCUGAUUCCUUUCUCAUCUCCAUGAUCACUACCGCCGUCAACGUCGCCUCCACCAUCCCUGGCCUCUGGGCCAUUGACAAAUGGGGUCGUCGUCCGCUGCUGCUCUGGGGUGCUGUCGGCAUGGCCGUCUCCCAAUUCCUCGUCGCCAUGCUCGGCACCUUGACCACUAGCCAGGACAGCCUCGGAAAUAUCAUCGUCCACAACGUCGCCGCCCAGAAGGCUGGCAUCGCCUUUGUCUGCCUCUUCAUCUUCUUCUUUGCUUCCACCUGGGGCCCUCUUGGUUGGGUCGUCACUGGCGAGAUCUUCCCGCUCAAGCAUCGUGCUCGCGCCCUCUCCAUUACCACUGCCACCAACUGGCUCCUCAACUGGGCCAUUGCAUACUCGACACCAUACCUAGUCAACUACGGCUCCGGCUACGCCAACCUGCAGUCCAAGAUCUUCUUCAUCUGGUUCGCCUGCUGCUUCUUGUGCAUCUCCUUUGUCUACUUCUUUAUUUACGAGACAAAGGGUCUCAGCCUGGAGCAGAUCGACCAGCUAUAUGGAGAGGUCAAGGUCGCCCGAAAGUCCACUUCCUGGAAGCCGACCAUCACCUUCACCGAGCAGGCCCUCCAUAGGGAGGAGGAGAAGAUUAUGGGUACGAAGGAACACGCCGGGCCGAGCUUGGAGCAUGCUGAGCCAGCUACUGUCUAG